UCUCAUAGACCAGCAGCUGCUGUCUAUAGUGGAGAGAGAGAGAGAGAGAGAGAGAGGAAGAGGGAGGGCUGUGUGGCGUGAGGCAGUGCGUGUGCUCAGUGUUUAGGUGAAUCCACAACCCUCUGGCUCACGAGGAUAAAGGAUCCACACAGAAAACGAGAGAGAGAGAGGGAGAGAAAAGCAGCGCGGGGACUUUGUCUUCUUCUUCCUCUUCUGGCAUCCUCUGCGCUCUUUCUCCUCGCUUCAUUUUCCCGCAAGCCGACAGCGGCUGUUUUUGCUUCUUUUUUCCCUCCCAUCCUUCCCUUUUGUUCUCUGCAUCCAUCUCCGUUUCACCUCGGUCCAGCAGAGGAGGCAGGAAGAGCAUAGUCAGAGGCAUCAUCCUCCCUCCUGCACGCCGAGCCGGUUGUGGGUGCUGAUGCUGUAACCACUGUUUGGAGCUGACAAGCCCUGGUUGAUGCAGUGAAGUGUUCCAGUGGGAUAAACACAAGCAAAGGGGGCUCAUGGGAAACCUCCUGAAAGUGCUGGCUUGCGCCGAACUUGAGCAUGGCCCAAUAGUUUUCCUUGACUUUGAACAUGCCCAGCCCACAGAGGCAGAGACGGCCGUGUGGAACCAGGUCAGCGCCGUGCUGGAGGAGGCUCACGGGAUCUUGGCCGAGCUGCAGUCCUACAACGGAGCGGGCCAGGAGAUACGAGAAGCCAUCCAGAACCCGGGCGACCUCGCUCUUCAGGAGAAGGCCUGGAACGCAGUGUGCCCUCUGGUGGCCAAGCUGAAGCGGUUCUACGAGUUCUCCCUCCGACUGGAGAACGCCUUGCGCAGCCUGCUGGAGGCGCUGACGAGCCCGCCGUAUGCUCCCAUGCAGCACCUGGAGAGAGAGCAGGCCUUGGCCAAGCAGUUUGCCGAGAUCCUCCAUUUCACCCUCAGCUUCGAUGAACUAAAGAUGACAAAUCCAGCCAUUCAGAAUGACUUCAGCUACUACAGGAGGACCAUAAGCAGGAACAGGCUGAACAACCAGCAGCUGGAAGCGGAGAACGAGGUUAACAACGAGAUGGCAAACAGGAUGUCGCUGUUCUACGCCGAAGCAACACCAAUGCUGAAGACUCUGAGUAACGCCACCACCAAGUUUGUCUCAGAGAAUAAGACCUUGCCCAUAGAGGACACCACAGACUGCCUGAGCACCAUGGCCUGCGUGUGUCGCGUCAUGCUGGAGACUCCGGAGUACCGCUGUCGGUUCACCAACACAGACACUAUGCUGUUCUGCAUGAGGGUGAUGGUGGGCGUCAUCAUCCUGUAUGACCACGUUCACCCCGUCGGGGCUUUCGCCAAGACCUCCAAAAUUGAUAUGAAGGGCUGCAUCAAGGUGCUGAAAGAGCAACCGUCUAACAGUGUGGAGGGACUCCUGAACGCACUGAGAUACACGACACGGCAUCUACACGAUGACAGCACCUCCAAACAAAUCAGGGCCCUCCUGCAAUGAAACAAAGAAGAAAAAGAAGCGACCAGGAGGGGAGGAGGAGGGGAAACGAAGGAGCGCACUUAAAGGAGGAGGAAACAAACGCUGAUAAACCUGUUUGUUUACAACGAACAAAGAGAAAAAUCAUCUCCGGGGUUAAGUGCGACCUGAUGACAAUAAGAAGAGGAAAAUAAUUAUAUAUAUUGUCAGCUGUCCAUCAUUCUGUCUCUCAUUUUGUAAAGUAAGAAAAGAAGAAAAAAAAAGAAGCCAGAAAAGAAGAUAUAGAUAUAUAUUAAGAAAAGUGAAACACUGAGCAGCAGGUGAAGAAUAGGUAGGAUUAAAGAGGAAGCUAUAUUGGAAGAUUUAAGGUCAGAACCAAGUGAAAGUGUACGAAACAAAAAAGGAAGAAAAAAAAAAAAGAGGGUUAAUGUUCCAGAAGUAGUCUGACGAGUAUUUUUGCACACACUUUGAAAACAUCUCCUUCCCCAAUGAAAUCUGAUCCCAAACUGGUUCCCAUUGCUUGAACUGGAGGGGCUCUCCUUCAGCUGCACUGGUCUCCACCGACGGGUGAAUCAUAAAGCAAUGUGAUGGAUACACUCCGGAGAUUUGCUUUUACCCGUUUCACUUUCUUUCUGGUGCAGCUGGAGGAAAGCAGGCAGGCGGAGACGGGACGCCUCUGUUUUUGCCCCGAUUUCUUCCUCAUCAUCCAUCUAUCAAGUAUAUGCUUUUUUUCCUUUAAAUUUCUCCUCAUCACCAACAAAAAUGUAAAAAAUAAAUAAAUAAAUAAAGAGCCGCCCGUGUCGUGUGCCCCGAUGCCGUUUAUGUUCCUGCACACAAAAACCAUCUUGCCAGCUGUCUGGCUUUACUUGAACUACGUCCUUCACUCUCUCCAUGGUGCUAAUGUGGUUUAUCGCAGCUUCUUAUCUGAUAUCGUUUGGCUGUGAUGUGGGACAUACAGUGAUUUUGUCAUCCUCUUCUUUUGUGCACAAGUUAGCCACGAUGGCGAGUGAGCCUUCAGCAUCUCGGUGCGUAAAAGAAGGGGGUCAAAUCUGAGAGGGCGUUUUUAGGGAAACCGCAGCACACUUUUAGUUCUUCACCCAGUGCCAAAGCUUAUUCUGUUAUUACAUCGCACGUGAGUCAGGCUUGAGGGUUUGAUGGUAUUAUUAUAUCACUCAUCUUUCUUUUCUUUUUGUAAAAGAGGAUUAAAAAGCCGAGACACACGUGAAAAACAAGUGGGAAGGUGGUCCGAUUUACAUACAUUUUAAGGGCGAUCUGAGUGUUCCGGUGUAAAUACGUGAAGCUUUUCACAGCGGGCAUCCACAUGUUCCCCGUCGGGGAAUAUGAAAAAACCACCAUCACAAACUCACACAUAAAAACUCGAGUGCUUUCUUUUAGAGUGAGGUUUAAAAAGUCCAUCAAUAAGUGGGAAAUAAAAAUGAAACUACAAAUGAUCCAAAAGGAGAUUCAAAAGAAGUGCUGUAAUGUCUAGAGCCCUUAGUCUUAUUUAAUUUGAUCUUAUAAUAUAUUUUCUAUACAGGGGUAUGUGCGCGAGCAUAUUCUGUAUAAAUACAUAGAUGGCAUGUUGCAAAAGUUCUGACAGAAAUGUGUAAAUAAGGUGUUUUUAUUCAUUUUUAAUCGUUCAGUGAUGCUGAAAUUGGGUAUGUGUUGUCUCUCAGAAUUACCAUACGUUUGGCUUGGACCAUCGGACUUGCCGUAGUCAUAGGUUUCAGAAAUUCAGCUUCAUUAAUGGCGAAUGAACCGGAGGGAGGGGAGGGACGCCAAGUGGGGAGGGGGCCGGGGCUGUCCAUUUGCUUGUUAUUUUGUAUAUUUUGUGCAACAAUAAACUUGUCAUUUAUUACAUUCAA
This is a messenger RNA of Pundamilia nyererei, 3316 nucleotides long. It is a transcript of the gene fam49al, whose product is annotated as family with sequence similarity 49 member A, like. Gene Ontology annotation, biological process: regulation of actin filament polymerization. The record is from RefSeq and is a predicted model, not a curated record. Gene Ontology annotation, molecular function: small GTPase binding. NCBI's taxonomy places the organism in Eukaryota, Metazoa, Chordata, Actinopteri, Cichliformes, Cichlidae. Bases 501 to 1475 code for a protein of 324 amino acids. The transcript is spliced from 12 exons.